AUGUCAGUAUUGAAGUUGGGGAUGGAUGCUGACUGCAGUUUUCAUAGUUUUACUGGAUCCGCAAUCUUCAACCUACUUGCCUUUGCCCCUCCCGCUGUUUACAGCACCCUAAGCAAGCUAUGGGUCGCCAAGUUGAGCUCCAGCGAGGUAGUCACAACUGAUGUAUACACAUACAUCGGCAUUAUUAUUGAGGUAAUGAAUGAUGGCAUUCCCCGUUCUGCGUGGCUGAUUAUUGGGGACAAAUCGUCGCGAAGCCUGCACUCACGGCUGAACCUUGCCUGGACCAUGAUCAUUGUUUGUGCAGCACAAGGGCUUAUGAUGACUGUUAUAUUUCUUGCAACGUCGACCAAGCUUGCAGCCGCCUUUGUCCCGGCUGAAGUGCGACAUGCCUCGCUUGCCUACGUACGCUGGUCCUCUAUCAAGGCCUGA
Penicillium longicatenatum is the source of this 429-nucleotide messenger RNA. RefSeq lists its product as uncharacterized. NCBI's taxonomy places the organism in Eukaryota, Fungi, Ascomycota, Eurotiomycetes, Eurotiales, Aspergillaceae. The transcript has a single exon. The record is from RefSeq and is a predicted model, not a curated record. Bases 1 to 429 code for a protein of 142 amino acids.